Bombina bombina (fire-bellied toad) is the source of this 3668-nucleotide messenger RNA. It is a transcript of the gene SLC4A1, whose product is annotated as solute carrier family 4 member 1 (Diego blood group). Gene Ontology annotation, biological process: transmembrane transport; bicarbonate transport; regulation of intracellular pH. The coding region runs from base 224 to 3040 and encodes 938 amino acids. Gene Ontology annotation, molecular function: bicarbonate transmembrane transporter activity; monoatomic anion transmembrane transporter activity; solute:inorganic anion antiporter activity. The record is from RefSeq and is a predicted model, not a curated record. Gene Ontology annotation, cellular component: basolateral plasma membrane; plasma membrane. NCBI's taxonomy places the organism in Eukaryota, Metazoa, Chordata, Amphibia, Anura, Bombinatoridae. The transcript is spliced from 22 exons.
GUGGAUGGAGAGAUAAGGUGAGUACUUGGAGAAGGAGGAGAUCACAUUGACUUUGGUGACUCAGGGUUUUGCAAGUGACAGUUGGACCCAAGAGACUAUCACCCUAAGUGGGACAAAGAAGUUGGAGAAAACUAAGUGGGCACCCAGGGCUGACCGUUUUAGUGUUAUGCUCAUCACUCACUGGGUGCUGGUACAGACAGGUAUAUAACCAGUUGGCAUCAUCAUGACAUCUAAAGGACAGUUUGAAUAUGAUAAAGACAUGGAUGUAACACUGGAUGUUGAGGGGUUCGGAGACCCAGGUCCAACGACAGAAGAAGAUGACCGUCAUGAGAAGAAGAGGAAGUCCCUACUGUACAAAGUCUUUCGACACUCGGCGUACUGGGAUUUGCAAGGGUCGUAUGAUCUGAACAGGAGGAGGCGCAUGGAAGAUAAACGGAAAGAAGGCACAUACCGCAUAAAGCAAAGUCUGUCUGAGGAACCCCCCAGUCCUUCAUUCCCUCCAGUGCUCCCAUCCUACGUUCCUUCCAACCGAACAUCCCACGAGGCCUACGUAGAAUUACAUGAAUUACUAAUGGAUUCCAAUAAUGAGAUGCGCUGGGUGGAGGCUGCCCGCUGGUUGAAGGUAGAAGAAGACUACCAAGAGGAUACCAGGCAGUGGGGAAAACCGCAGCUCUCCUACCUCACCUUCCGUAGUCUCCUAGAGAUACGUAAAGCUUUCCAUAAAGGUACAGUCCUCCUUGAUCUCCCAGAAAAGACUCUCCCUGGGAUUGCCAGCCAAGUUAUCGAUCAGCUGAUUUAUGAAGCUCAGCUGAAACCUGAUCACCGGGAAGAGGUCUUGCGAGCACUUCUACUGCAACAUAGCCGACCUGAUGAUAAGGUGAUUAAGGGAGAUCCAGAAAGUGGUCAACUUCUGCUACAAAAGAUAGAAAUGACAUCUGUCCCAGAGAAGGUGCCACUCAAGGGAGACCUCACAGAGAAAAUACCAGAAGAUGCAGAGGCCUCUGUGGUGUUGGUGGGAUGUGCACGAUUCCUAGAGCACCCAACUCUUGCCUUUGUACGCCUGAAAGAAGCAGUGCAGCUGGAGUCUGUCCUAGAGGUUCCUCUGCCAAUCAGGUUUCUUUUUAUCCUACUGGGUCCAGAGACCCCACACACAAGUUACCAUGAAGUGGGACGUGCUGUGUCCAGCAUGAUGGCUGAGAGGGUCUUCCGCACUGAUAUGUACCUUGCUGGGGGUCGACAGGACCUUUUGCAGGCCCUGGACCAAUUUCUCGAUUACAGUAUUGUUCUGCCUCCUUGUGACUCUCCUAGUGAGCAGUUACUCAAGGAACUGGUCCCAGUGCAGCAGAACCUUCUUAGAAAGAGAUAUCAAGGAAUCAAGACAGCAUCAGAGCUGCACAAAAAAGAACCAAAGUCAACCGCAGUAGAAGCUGAUGAUCCUUUGCGUCGGACUGGUCGAAUCUUUGGGGGCCUUGUUCGUGACAUUACACGGCGGUACCCCAAGUACCUGAGUGAUAUCACAGACGCCCUUAGCCCUCAAUGCCUGGCUGCUGUUAUUUUCAUCUAUUUUGCUGCCCUUUCUCCAGCUAUAACAUUUGGAGGUUUAAUGGCUGAAAAAACAGACAACUGGAUGGGAGUAUCAGAACUGAUGGUGUCCACUGCUGCCCAAGGCAUUCUCUUCUGUAUUCUUGGUGCCCAACCUAUCCUCAUCCUUGGAUUCUCUGGUCCGCUCCUUGUGUUUGAAGAGGCCUUUUAUGCUUUCUGUGCAUCAAAUGGUUUUGAAUAUAUUGUGGGUCGUGUAUGGAUUGGAUUCUGGCUUAUCCUCAUAGUGAUAAUAGUUGUUGCCUGUGAGGGCAGCUUCCUGGUCCGCUUCAUCUCCAGGUUUACGCAGGAAAUAUUCUCCUUCCUCAUUUCCAUAAUCUUCAUCUAUGAGACCUUCUCCAAGCUUGCAACGAUCUUCAACAAUCACCCACUCCAGGAACAUUAUAACUUAACAAUUGAUAAAGUACGAAAUCCUCAGCCUAACACUGCCUUGCUGUCUCUUGUUCUGAUGGCUGGAACCUUCUUCAUUGCAUACUUCCUUCGACAAUUUAAGAACAGCAGCUUCUUUCCUGGCAAGCUACGUCGCAUCAUUGGUGAUUUUGGAGUUCCUAUUGCUAUCCUCAUAAUGGUGUUGGCUGAUAUGUUUAUUAAAGACACCUACACACAGAAACUCUCCCUUCCAAAAGGAUUAAGUGUAUCCAAACCUAUGAAUCGCACCUGGUUCAUUAACCCCAUGGGGUUGGAGGAAACAUUCCCUAUUUGGAUGAUGUUUGCCUCUGUGGUCCCGGCUUUGCUUGUCUUCAUUCUCAUAUUCAUGGAGUCCCAGAUUACCACAUUAAUUGUCAGUAAACCAGAACGCAAAAUGGUGAAGGGCUCUGGAUUCCACUUGGACCUUCUGCUGAUUGUUGGUAUGGGGGGCAUUUGUGCCAUGUUUGGGAUGCCCUGGCUUAGUGCAACCACAGUACGUACUGUUAGCCAUGCCAAUGCACUUACCAUCAUGACAAAAGGAGAAAAGCCUCAAAUUGAACGAGUGAUCGAGCAGAGGAUCAGUGGGCUCCUGGUCUCCGUCCUUGUUGGUCUCUCUAUCCUUAUGGAACCAGUUCUCACACUCAUUCCCCUAGCUGUCCUGUUUGGUAUCUUCUUGUAUAUGGGGGUGACAUCACUGAAUGGAAUCCAGAUGUUUGAUCGUAUCCUACUACUCCUGAAACCUCCAAAAUAUCACCCCAAUGAGCCCUUUGUGACACGGGUGAAGACCUGGCGGAUGCAUGUGUUCACUUUGGUGCAGAUUCUCUGCCUGGUGCUCCUCUGGGUGGUCAAAUCUACUCCAGCUUCCCUAGCUUUGCCAUUCAUUCUCAUCCUCACAGUGCCCCUCCGCAUGUUCCUAAUGCCAUGCUUCUUCAGCAACCUGGAACUCAAAUGUUUGGAUUCCGGUGAUGCCAAUGUGAACUUUGAAGAAGAGGAGGGACAGGAUGUUUACAACGAGGUGCAAAUGCCAAUUUAAAGGACCCUCACAUGCAUCUACCCAGUCCUUUGAAUUCCCUAUGAACUCCAUGUAGGGAUAUAAGCCUAUAUUUGAAGGCAGCCAGUUUUAAAGAGACCAACAUUUAAAUGUCAAAGGUGCUUCAUUCCUAAACAACAAACAAUAAUCCUUUGUGCAAAAAAGUAACACACCCUUAUUUGUAGCACAGCGCCCAUAAACCUUCAAUAUUGUGAACUCUGCAAUCUCAUAGGAAUGGAUUUUUAUUUGUUUUAUUUUUUACAUUUGCUAAAAAUAAGGGAAAGCUAUUUUUUAUAUACAUCUCCAAAGAAUUAUGAUGUUCAAUUUACUAUGCAAGCUUACAUUUUCUUCAGUGUAUUUUUAAUAUGUGGUAUAUUUUAAUCCUUUGGAAAAACUUACCUUUAUUUCUGCAAAAUUUCCCUUUAUAUUCUUGAGAAUUUUUGUAGAUAAAUCAUUUGAAAAGUUUUUUUGUUUUUUUUUAAGUUUUAUAAUAUAAUUAUAUAAAUGGAAUUGUGUUUUAAUGCUAUGCUAUGUGCCUUAAGAAAACUUUUGUAAAUAUGCCUUAAAAUUUAUAUUUUUAUCUAAAAUAUAAUAUAUUUUACAACAGGAUUAAAAAAAAUACCUCUAUGUA